Molecule: messenger RNA, 2762 nt
Organism: Talpa occidentalis (Iberian mole)
Lineage: Eukaryota; Metazoa; Chordata; Mammalia; Eulipotyphla; Talpidae
Gene: TXNIP
Product: thioredoxin interacting protein
Exons: 8
Coding region: 199-1374 (391 amino acids)
Biological process (GO): protein transport
Cellular component (GO): cytoplasm
Molecular function (GO): ubiquitin protein ligase binding
Source: RefSeq, a predicted model, not a curated record
CCCCGGCCCCGCCGCGAAGAGCGCAAGCCGCGGUCGCUCUCGCUUUUCUCCUGCAGCCCCUGCCGUCGCCGGCAGCUUAAAAGCCAAAACCUUUUCGAGACGUGUAGUCGAGAGUGAGGUCCUGUUUUCUUGCCUUUGGCUCUUGGAUUGGGAAUCUACCCCCCUCGUUUCGCCCUCGACAGCCCGCCCAGCCCCGACAUGGUGAUGUUCAAGAAGAUCAAGGCCUUCGAGGUGGUCUUCAACGACCCCGACAAGGUGUACGGCAGCGGGGAGAAGGUGGCCGGCCGGGUGCGGGUGGAGGUGUGCGAGGUCACCCGGGUCAAGGCCGUGCGGAUCCUGGCCUGCGGGGUGGCCAAGGUGCUGUGGAUGCAGGGCUCGCAGCAGUGCAAGCAGAGCCUGGACUACCUGCGCUACGAGGACACGCUCCUGCUGGAAGACGAGCCGGCAGGUGAGAAUGAGAUGGUGAUCAUGAGACCUGGAAACACCUAUGAGUACAAGUUUGGCUUUGAGCUUCCUGAGGGGCCACUGGGAACAUCCUUCAAAGGAAAAUAUGGGUGUGUAGACUACUGGGUGAAGGCUUUUCUUGAUCGCCCCAGCCAGCCAACUCAAGAGACAAAGAAAAUCUUCGAAGUGAUGGAUCUAGUGGAUAUCACUACUCCUGAUUUAAUGGCACCUGUGUCUGCUAAAAAGGAGAAGAAAGUUUCCUGCAUGUUUAUUCCUGAUGGGCGAGUGUCUGUCUCUGCCAGAAUUGACAGAAAAGGAUUCUGUGAAGGUGAUGAGAUUUCCAUCCAUGCUGACUUUGAGAACACAUGUUCCCGCAUCGUGGUUCCCAAAGCUGCUAUCGUCGCCCGCCACACUUACCUUGCCAAUGGCCAAACCAAGGUGUUCACACAAAAGUUAUCGUCAGUCAGAGGCAAUCAUAUUAUCUCAGGAACCUGUGCGUCGUGGCGUGGCAAGAGCCUCCGAGUGCAGAAGAUCAGGCCUUCCAUCCUGGGCUGCAACAUCCUUCGCGUUGAAUACUCCUUACUGAUCUAUGUCAGUGUUCCCGGCUCCAAGAAAAUCAUCCUUGACCUGCCUCUGGUGAUUGGCAGCAGGUCAGGCCUGAGCAGCCGGACGUCCAGCAUGGCCAGCAGAACCAGCUCUGAGAUGAGCUGGGUGGAUCUAAACAUCCCUGAUACCCCAGAAGCUCCCCCUUGCUACAUGGAUAUCAUUCCUGAAGAUCACCGACUGGAGAGCCCCACCACUCCCCUGCUAGAUGACACAGAGGGCUCUCAAGACAGCCCAAUUUUUAUGUAUGCUCCUGAGUUCAAGUUCAUGCCACCACCUACUUACACUGAGGUGGACCCCAGCAUCCUCAACAACAAUGUGCAGUGAGCCCAUGGAAGAAAAGCAGCAACUAGAUCUACUUGUUUCUUUCUGCCACUCUUCCUGGACUCUUUUUUCAGAGACUUGGCAGUCUCUCCAGUGGGGUACAGGUCCACCCCCCUGCUGACCCCCAGGGUAGGAGGCGUUCAGCAGGCAGCCUCCUGGGCCUUGAGGGGUGCGCACUCAUCCUUGGCCAGCAGGAUGUUGUGAUACAAGGAUGUUGCUGGAUGGGUUUAAAAACAGUAGAAAAACUCGGGCCCAUCCCAUUUUUCUCCAAUCUCUUUGAAAACUAAGGAGUUUUCAAUAGUUUUGAGUAAAGGGUAGAAAUGGCCUGUCAUUUCCCUAAGGGUUUUCUGAAGGGAUCAUACAUAGGCUGUUGUAACAUCAGGUUUUGAAACCUCAGUAACAUAUGGAGCAGAAUAAUGUAACAAGCUGGGAGAAUGAGAAGGGAAAAAAACCAUUGCCAAAACUCCUAUAAAAGGUUUUUAAAAAUCAGUGUUACCCUUUGAACACUUACAGAAAAAAAGAACAGAAAAACUCCCCAGGGAUGAUUUGACUUUGAAGAGAGCUUUCUCUGUGAAUUCAAGGGAAGAACUUUAGGUUGUCUUUGCUUAGAGUGUUCUUUAAUCUGGCUUAAAGCAGCAGUCACUGUGCCCCACAAAAGGUCUUAAGUCGUAUUUAGAGCCUUUUGCACUGUGUUCUCCUGUUGCAGACAUUUUUGUGUGGGAAGAUAUAUUGUUUUCAUGUGACUCCUUGGAAUUGACUCUAAGGUGGUGUUCUUAGCACUUUAGUUCUUGUCAAAUUCUCAUUUUCUGUCUCAAAUGUAAGCUGAAACUUGUCUACUAUGUCUCUAGGAGUAAGCACAAUAACAAAAAUAGUGUUACUCAGUACUUUUGAGACUGUCCUCAUGUGCAGAGUUCUCAUUCUGACACUCGAAUCGGAUGAGAAGUGUGCUGCUAUCAGCCUUUCCCCUGUGACUUCUCAGCUCAAGGAGGAACUCCAGACAAGACGCCCGCUUUUGUGAGGAGCCUCCAGACACCGCCACAAGCAACUAGAGGGCAUGGCUUUCCAGAAGCCCCUAGGGCUCGCCCUGCCCUGUUGAGAGACAGGCCGAGCCCCCUCUCUCUGCAGACGCUGGUGCUUGGUCGUCACCCUCAGCCUUAAGCACUUUGUUCACUGUCCUGUGUCAGAGCUCUGAGCUCUAGCCUUUCUAUGUGGACUGAAGGUGGUUUUAUUUUUUGUUUUUUAAUUGUGUAUCUUUUUGUAUGAUAAAAACUAUAUUUUGUACUUAACAAGAUAUAUUUUCACCCCAGGUGGGGACAUUCUUUGUAAAAAAAAAAAUAAAAUUAAAAUAAAGUUUUUUUUAAUGUCAAAAACUUCUUGUCUGUGAAAUGGUG